Leguminivora glycinivorella is the source of this 1601-nucleotide messenger RNA. RefSeq names its product ATP-dependent DNA helicase pif1-like. NCBI's taxonomy places the organism in Eukaryota, Metazoa, Arthropoda, Insecta, Lepidoptera, Tortricidae. Gene Ontology annotation, molecular function: DNA helicase activity. Bases 645 to 1601 code for a protein of 318 amino acids. The transcript has 3 exons. The record is from RefSeq and is a predicted model, not a curated record. Gene Ontology annotation, biological process: DNA repair; telomere maintenance.
GCGCGAAAUUUAAAAUUCCAAUUUCAAUAGUCUUAAAUUACAUUUGUUCUGUUAUCGAGUAUUUGAACUUAUUAAAGGGACUUAAAUAGUGUGAUAGCCCUUUAUCCCCCCUCGAACAAGAAAGUUCCCGUUUUAACCUAAAGGGCGUGUUUUUAAAGAUAUAAGGGCUUCUUCAACCCUAAGUAUAGUGGCGCCAUCUGUUGUCGAGUAGUUGAACUUCAUUGAAAGUAUUCUACAGCAGCAGAACCUAUUGUCACGGCAGACGAUAAUAUCGAGAACAUUCUAGAAGAUAUGAGAAGGAAAAUAUUCUAAAACUUUCUCGAAUAUUCUAGAGCCUAGCUCUCUGAAUAUAUAAGAGCCCGGUGUCGCCCGCCAGAGUCAGUUCGAUUUGAACAGUGAAACAAGCGAUUUCGAAACGAGAAGGAAAGAAGUUAUCUGUGAGCCUUUAUUUUGAAGUAUCACGUACGUACAGAGAAGCAUGUCAACGCUUAGGAUUAUUGGAAAACGAUAACCACUGGGAAUUAACACUACAAGAAGCCACACUCACAGCUUCAGCUGAACAAAUUCGAGAGUUAUUCGCCAUAAUUCUAACAACAUGUAACCCAUCAAACCCAAAACAGCUAUGGGACUCUUUCAAAAGGAGUAUGAGUGAUGAUAUAUUGUACCAAAUCCGACAAGCUAAUCCAGAACUGACUAUAGAAUUCAAUGACGACAUAUUCAAUGAAACACUCAUUCGUUUAGAAGAUAAAUGUUUAGCAAUAAAUAACCAAGCCUUAGUAGAACUUGGAAUGCCAACACCACAAAGAAAUGCUUUCAAUGUGCUAAACUACGAAAUUACAAAGGAAAAAAGCUAUAACGUCAAUGAACUACUUGAGUACAUUGCUCACAACAAACCACUUCUCAAUGACAAUCAAAAAAAUGUUUACAACGUUAUAAUGAACCGAAUAAAUAAUAACACUGGUGGAAUUAUUUACUUGGACGCACCAGGAGGCACCGGUAAAACGUUUCUAUUAAAUCUACUAUUGGCGGAAAUACGUGCUACAAAACACAUCGCACUGGCACUAGCAUCAUCCGGCAUUGCAUCCACACUUAUGGAAGGAGGACGAACUGCCCAUUCUGCCUUACAACUACCGUUGAAUAUAGCCGAACAACAAUUCCCGGUAUGUAAAAUCUCAGGAAAAUCUGGACGAGGUCAACUUCUAAAACAAGCUAAAAUUAUCAUCUGGGAUGAAUGCACCAUGUCCCAUAAAAAAUCACUAGAAGCCAUGGACAGAACAUUACAAGAAUUGCGAAAAAACUCUGAAAUAAUGGGAGGAGCUCUACUCAUACUCUCAGGAGACUUUCGACAAACACUUCCAGUUAUUCCCAAGUCAACACCAGCAGACGAGAUCAAUGCAUGCUUAAAAAAGUCACAUCUCUGGCCACAAGUACAAAUACUGCAAUUAACAAAAAACAUGAGAGUUGAAUUAUCAAAAGAUGAAACAACAGCAUGUUUUGCUAAAAUACUUUUACAAAUAGGCGAAGGUCCUACUGAUCAAACGAGCGGCCUCAUAGAACUCAAUAGUGAUUUCUUGUUCGCCUGUCUCUUUGAACCAUGGUGA